Penicillium digitatum Pd1 is the source of this 1479-nucleotide messenger RNA. Its product is annotated as integrase zinc binding domain-containing protein. The record is from RefSeq and is a predicted model, not a curated record. Lineage: Eukaryota; Fungi; Ascomycota; Eurotiomycetes; Eurotiales; Aspergillaceae. Gene Ontology annotation, biological process: DNA integration. Gene Ontology annotation, molecular function: nucleic acid binding.
AUGUCUGGCCUGGCGUUGCCUGGCGCGGCAUCCACAUGGGACGUUCCUGAUGAGGCCUACGCCUUCCUCACGCCCUACGUACAGCCCUCCGAUGAUUUCAAGCAGCGUGUGCGAACAGCUUACAAGGAAGACCCUAAAUGGAACAUUGUCCUCAACGAGCUCCAAAGGGUGACACAGGACCCCGACCCUAUCAAGCCACGUCUACCCUACGAAACCGACGACGGCUUGCUGUAUUCAACGCAGGCCGACGGCGACCGGUGGCUGUGUAUUCCUGAGGCGAUCAAAGAUGAUAUCUUCGAAAUGGCACACGGUGACGGACACCUCGGUUUCCAUCGCGCCUGGCAGAAGAUGCGAGGCUUUGUCAUACACAAGGGAGCAAAAAAGCUCCCGGUGUAUAUCGGCCAGUGUGACGAGUGCAAGAAAAACGCAGUACAUCGUCACAAAACAUACGGAUCACUUCAGCCGAUUCUCGCGCCACCGAUCCCGUUUCAUACGCUGACAAUUGACUUUGUUACCAGCCUGUCACGCACGAAGAAGGGUUUCGAUGCGGUGGCAAUCUACACAUGUAAAUCCACAAAGCGUAUCGGCUCGACGCCCGGAAAGAAGACCCGGAGCGGUGAAGAAUGGGCUAUCGCGGUCCUCCGUGACCUCCAGAAGGGCAACUGGGGGAUCCCCGUGGUGUGGAUCUCCGACCGGGACAAGCGCUUUGUUCAAGGCUUCUGGAAAGGUAUAUCUACUGCCCUACGCACUAAGCUCCUAUACACGGCGGCGUAUAACCCACAGGCGGACGGCCAAUCUGAACGUUCGAACCAAACAGGCGAAAUCUGGCUACGCCACUGGCAGAAUAUCCACCAGGAAGCGGAUUGGGACGAAGGUCUCGCGCCAAUGCAAGCCUCACUGAAUGCCUCAGUCAAUGUAUCCACUGGCGACUCACCACACAAGCUUAUGUUCGGUGUCGAUCUACGCAUGCCGUGGAAUCUCCUCCGUCAGGCUUUUGUCGGAUCUCCCCAAGCGAGCCGACAGGACGCCGACGAAUGUGCCAAGUACGCGGCUAUGUGGAUAAAGAAUCAAUACGAUAGCCGUCACAGGCCUAUCUUUUUCCAGAAGAAUGACUUCGUAUACUUACGUCUUGCGCAAGGGACUGAGCCGGGUUAUGUAUGGCCAUCGCGCAACAUCACAAGGAAACUUACCCAGCGACAUAUCAAGUGCCGUGUCAUUGAACGCGUCGGACGCCUGGCGUAUCGCUUACAGAUGCCGCCAGAGCUUGCUAGAGCUCACCCAGUGGUAUCAUUACAACACCUAGAACGUGCCCCUCAAGAAGGCGAUCUCUCUUCAGCUGAACCUCCCCCCACGUUCGACCCACGCUUCCCAGAAGACACAGAUCGUGCAGACGUAGACGCGGUCCUGGAUAUGCGACAGAGGCCGCGGACGGGGUCGAUGAAAGCAGUACCUAGUCCGGUGGUCCGGAGUGGGGAAUGA